This is a messenger RNA of Strongylocentrotus purpuratus (purple sea urchin), 995 nucleotides long. RefSeq names its product ryncolin-1-like. The transcript is spliced from 4 exons. Lineage: Eukaryota; Metazoa; Echinodermata; Echinoidea; Camarodonta; Strongylocentrotidae. The record is from RefSeq and is a predicted model, not a curated record. The coding region runs from base 15 to 728 and encodes 237 amino acids.
AAGCACCCUCAGUUAUGGCUGACUUCACGGAAAUGUCUACGAUCAUACCGGCCGAAAUGACGCAAGUCACCGCCACGGACGUUCCUAGACUCCCACGUGACUGCGCUGAGAUUCAGACUGGUGGCCUAUCCCAUCUCAGUGGAGUGUAUCCCAUCUAUCCCGAUAGAGAGGGUGGUGAUUCUAUCUUCGUUUACUGUGAUAUGGAAACGGACGGUGGGCGCUGGACGGUAUUCCAGCGUAGACAAGAUGGAUCUGUUGACUUCUCUCUUUACUGGUCCGAGUACAAAGACGGUUUUGGAAACGUUUCCUCUGAGCACUGGCUCGGUAACGACAACAUCCACCGUCUUUCCCGUCAGAAAACCUACGAGCUACGGAUCGACCUCGAAGACUUCGGUGGAAAAACGCGCUAUGCCACCUACAGCAAUUUCAGUAUUGCAGACGAGGUCGCAAAGUACAUCCUGGCCCUUGGCAGCUACUCCGGAGACGCAGGUGACAGUAUGUCGUUUCAUGCAGGUUACCCGUUCAGUACACUGGACCGCAAUAAUGAUGGUGCAGGGGGAUACUGCGUCAGAUCUUACAAAGGAGGCUGGUGGUACAAUAAGUACCUUCGUGCUAACCUCAACGGCCAAUACCUGAAUGUUCUAACAGGGACGGGUGUGUUCUGGGUUGAAUGGCGCGGUUCUAAAUACUCCCUCAAGAAGACGGAGAUGAAGCUUCGCCCGACGUAAAUAACAAACGCCUGUCAUAAGAAGGUGCCGGUUUGCCGCGAGUUUCGUAGAACACACCUUAGAGCACCACACUUAAUGUUCUGUAUCUUAUCACACAUAGCUUCUCAGGCAUUUUUCCUUUGAUAAAGACACCAAUUACAACACCCUCAAAACAGUGUUACUCAUUUUACUAUCGGUUUAACGUGAAGGGAGUUAUGCCGCGUUGCUGUAACAAGUGUUCAAAAAUAAUCACUUAAAUACCCAAUAAACAAAAUCACGCGAAAAUCA